CCGCUGACCGCAGAUUGGCGCAAGUGUUGACACUGCUGACUUGUUUGAUUUUCGCCUGGUCACGUCGAGACGGACGCGUAAAUAAUUUUUCGUAUUUCGGCUGCUAAUCGACGCUUCCGAUACAGUACCUUUUGAGAGAUGAGUUCUAUUGGCACAGGAUACGAUCUGUCCGCCUCGCAAUUUUCGCCAGACGGACGUGUGUUUCAAGUGGAAUACGCUCAGAAAGCUGUGGAAAAUGGAGGGACGGUUAUUGGGUUGCGAGGGAAGGAUGGCGUGGUGUUUGCCGUCGAGAAGAUAGUAACGUCGAAGCUCUAUGAGGCAGGUGCUAAUAAACGGAUAUUUAACAUAGAUCAGCACGUUGGUAUGGCGGUAUCUGGCAUAAUAUCUGACGCGAGACAGAUCGCGGAGACCGCGAGGUCAGAGGCUGCUAGUUACAAGGCACAGUACGGAGUCGGUAUUCCAUUGAAGUAUUUGAACGAAAGAGUAUCCAUGUACAUGCACGCAUACACUUUGUAUUCCGCGGUACGUCCGUACGGUUGUUCCAUCCUGCUCAGUGCUUACGAGACAGACGGUCCAGCGUUGUAUAUGAUCGACCCAUCGGGAGUAUCGUAUGGUUAUUACGGUUGCGCAGUGGGUAAAGCGAAACAGUCAGCAAAGACGGAAAUUGAAAAAUUGAAGUUACCAGAGAUGACGUGUAAAGAUUUGGUUAAGGAAGCUGCGCGUAUCAUUUACCUUGUCCACGACGAGCUAAAGGAUAAACAAUUCGAAUUGGAAAUGAGUUGGGUUGGUACACAUACUAACGGGAGGCACGAACGUGUGCCGGCUGAUCUAAAAACUGAGGCCGAAACGAAGGCACGGCAGGCAAUGGCGGAAGAUUCGGACAGCGAUACCGAGGAUAUGUAAAACGUUUAUGAAUACUGCCGUUAAAAUUCUUUGUAUUGUAAGCGAUAAUAUUAAAUAUAACAUUAAUACACACAAUUA
This is a messenger RNA of Temnothorax curvispinosus, 981 nucleotides long. It is a transcript of the gene Prosalpha7, whose product is annotated as proteasome subunit alpha type-3. Gene Ontology annotation, biological process: ubiquitin-dependent protein catabolic process. Bases 139 to 903 code for a protein of 254 amino acids. Lineage: Eukaryota; Metazoa; Arthropoda; Insecta; Hymenoptera; Formicidae. The record is from RefSeq and is a predicted model, not a curated record. The transcript is spliced from 4 exons. Gene Ontology annotation, cellular component: synapse; nucleus; proteasome core complex, alpha-subunit complex.